AUGAAGUCUUUGGUUCUAUUCGGUGUACUGUUAUGUACCAUUAUUACCGGUGAAGCGGCUAGCCGGGCCUACGAGAAUUUGCUCGGCGGGAACUCGAUUAUGCGCAAAUGUGGUAUGACGGGAGAUAUGUGUGUCUCCGAUGUCAACUGCUGUCCAGAAUAUACAUGCUCUGAUCAACUGAUAUGUCAACUAAGUGAUACAGAAACAGUGGGAGGUGGCAAACGUGGUGCGCAUUGCACAACUGAUGUGGACUGCCAGCCCGGUCUGUGUUGUCACGGCUCAUUGUACGAGCGCACGUGUACAGCCAAUUGUCCGAAAGUCCCGGAUACCGAAGUGAUCCCAGCCGGGACAUACUAUGGCCGACAGUUUUGGAAUCUGUGGACCAGAAAACGACGAAUGGAUCAUCGAAAUUGGAUCUGA
Molecule: messenger RNA, 420 nt
Organism: Echinostoma caproni
Lineage: Eukaryota; Metazoa; Platyhelminthes; Trematoda; Plagiorchiida; Echinostomatidae
Source: the annotation of a GenBank genome assembly